GGACUGGAGGGUGAGGGCUCAGGCUCCCAGCUGGCCUGGUUGGGUCAGCUGGAGGGCAGGGGGACAAAGGAGGGUCCAGCAGGGAUGGGAGCAGAGAGCAGACACUGCCCCUUUCCCAGCUUGGCUCUGGUGGACUCCGAGGGCAGUCCUGCGGCAGGAAGCCCUAGCUCUACCGAGGCCCGGGACCUGUGCGUUAUCUGGGCUCGGGUGAGUCAUCCUCCCCAGGCUGUUUUCACUAUUGGAACUGGGUUGAGAUUACCAGGAAAAACCUGUUGGAGGCAGGGAAACCUCAUUCCCAGUUCCCAUGGCCAUUCCCUUAGGAUUCUGAACAGGAAGUUCUCAGCUCCAGGGGAAGGCGUCCGGAGCGGGAGAGAGGACAUCUUUGAGUGGAUCCUGGGUCUCUGCUCCCUAAUUUCUGCUUAGGAGUUAGCCUGAGGGGAGGGCUGGAGGGAGGCCAGGGGAGGGAUGGAGCCUCCUGAGUGAUACACUGGCCUCGUUUGCAAAGCUGUAACAGCCCAUUUCCGGAGUAGCACACCCCUGCGAAUGUGUGUCACGGGGAGCACGGGGAGCACGGUCUGCCCUGGGAAGCAGUCACGGUGGCCAAGGGCACCUGGGAAGUGCCUGGCUGGGAGGGGCGUCUCCGAGUGGUGGAGUUCUGCCCCCACACCGAGCAUUCAUUCCAAAGUUUGCUCUCUGAGGGGUGGGAUUAACAAUUGGCAGACAACAGGCUGGUCUGGGUGCCGUGAGAGGAAGGGCGUCUGUGCUUGGUCUUCCAUUCUUAGGCUUGACCUAAGAGCCUCACUCUUCGGCCAUACGCCAGCCGGGGAACCCAGCCCUGACACAUCAGCUGCAUAAUUCUUGAGUUGAGUGUCACCUGCAUUUUGUGGAAUGAGAUGCCAUUUAACCAGGCGGGAGACCUGGACCAAGUGGCCAUCCUGUUUGUCUUAGGCGGGUGAACAGGGUCUGAGAGCUCAUUUGCAUUCCAAUGCUUGCUCCUCCCAGGCAGUGCGAUUGACAGCUGGGUGGCCUGCGGUACCUGCACUCGGAGCAGCCUCCCUACUCUUCUCACACUGCAGCCUGAAAGGUGGUGCCGUGCACCGGUUCUUGGUUGUGUCCUUACUCAGCUGCCAGCAGGUCGGGGAGUGGUGACGUGAGAGGGGGGGCCGGUCUGAGGAAGGCAGGAGGUGGAGAGAAGCGUGGGUCUCUGGGUCAGUUAAACCCCCAGGGCGUGCUCAGGGAAGCCCCAGGAGAGGGAACCAGGGGUUUGGCACUCCUCUUAAGACUUUGGAGCAUCACGGAUCUUAGCUUCCUGACUGCUAAGUAGCUGGCAAGCGGCCUGGAGCCUGCUGCAGCUCCAGUUCAAGGGCCUCGCUGUGGUAUAUUUCACAGAGGCCCCACACUGGCAGCUGUGGUCCAAGGGGGGCCUUAGUUGGUUUGCUUAGUGCUUCUACACUUGUUAAAUUGAUUGGAAACGUUUAAAUAUCAGGAUAUUUGCUGUUAAGAAGAUAUGGAUUGUGGCUUUUUGAAAAAUAGAAAGUCCUGGCGACCUCAUGUGGCCAGGUCUCCGAGACGGGGCAUGCCUUCUCUGAUUGGCCACAGGCCCUGCCUCGCCCCUCACAGACCCUGGAAACACUUGUGUUUCUAAACCCUGAUAAGGCUCUAGAACGUCAGAGCUGAGAGGGGCUUUCGUGAUCCUGGAGUUCCAACUUCUCCGUUGCCAGUUAAAGAAAGGGAGGCCCAGCUAAGGGGUGACUUUCCCAGGGUCAUGGGCCCCAGCGCUCAGGUCAUGGGACAUCUUUCCACCAGGGCUUCUUGGUACUUCACGGUGGAGCCACCAUGGGUGGAGAGAGCCCGGCUUGCCCUAAAUCCUGCUCUUGACCAACUGCAGAUGAGCCUGUGAUGUGUGUGUUCCGUGAAAGUCUGGGGGACUAAGGCUCUGGGCUGGGAAAUGCGUCUGACGCUGCCCUGCAGCAGCUCAAGGCCCUGCCAGCAGUCUCUAGGGAGAGCAGCAGGUCUCUGUGCCGAGUCGGGGUAGUAUCCUGCGGCUGUGGGUACUGUCAGGUUGGAAGGGGUGUUGACCUUUCCUGUUCUGGCUACUUAAGGACUCAUGGAUCAAAGCCAGGAGGACAUGGAACUGUCUUAUGUCAAGCAGCACCCAGCCAUCUAACGCCUUAAUCUCCUGGAAGUUUACUUCCCGCUCAGCCAAGUCCCAGACAAGUGUUCCUCACUGGCAAGCGUUCGCAUCUUCCACCCGACAUCCUCCCCUGAGCAGAAACCCCUCCAGCUUCGCGAUCCAGCCAUGGCCGCCUCUGCACUCCCAGCUCCCCCACUGCCCGGCCAGGCCCAGCCCAGCCCCUCGAGACCUGCCUCUAGUCAGUGAGGAGCUCUCGCUCACGCUGGUGCACAAUCUGCAGGAGCUGCGGCGAAGCGCCUCGCUGGCCACCAAGGUCUUCAUCCAGAGAGACUACAGCGAUGGGACCAGCUGCCAGUUCCAGACCAAAUUCCCCCCCGAGCUGGACAGCCGGAUCGAGCGGCAGCUCUUUGAGGAGAUGGUGAAGACUCUCAAUGGCUUUUACGCGGAGGCCGAGAAGAUCGGAGGCAGCUCCUACCUGGAGGGCUGCCUGGCCUGCGCCACGGCCUACUUCAUCUUCCUCUGCAUGGAGACUCACUACGAGAAGGUUCUCAGGAAGAUCUCGCGCUACAUCCAGGAGCAGAACGAGAAGGUCUUUGCGCCACGAGGCCUCCUGCUCACGGACCCCGUGGAGCGCGGGAUGAGGGUCAUCGAGAUCGCCGUGUACGAGGACCGCUGCAGCAGCGGCAGCUCCAGCAGCGGCAGCUCCAGCGGCAGCGGCAGCAGCGGCGGGGGCGGGGGCGGGGCCGGGGCCCGGUGACUGGCCGAGAGUCCCUGCAGCGAGGUGUACGGCCGGGCCGAGGGCCUUGCAGACCUGCGGCGGCUGCGCUACCAGAGCACCCGCUUCUGAGUCGUUUCUGGGCCCUGCUGCCGGGCUGGGAGGGAACGGGAGUGGCCCCAGGUCUCCUAUGGCCGAGCCCAUGCCCCCUGCCCCUUGCCCCUUGCCCUAGGCAGGACUGGCCCCUUCCUGAGCAGGGGCUCCCCCCCUCCCGCUGCCCCGGGUGGUGGUGCGGAAGGCUGGGGAGGGGGGGAACAGAGCGGGGCAGCCCCUGUCUUCAGCUCCGCUCCCCAGAGCCCCUGGGGAGGUCCAGGCCUGGGACCGGAGGACGCCCAGCCCGCAUGAUCCCCUGUCUGAGCCCUCACCCACCCAGACCCUCUCCCUGUGGUCCUGCCGCCCUGUCUCCCUGCUCUUUGUGACGCCACCACAGGGCCUCCGCCUGUCUGUGACCCUGCCUCUGUCAGUCUGAGGCUGAGGAGACGGGCACGUGUGGGGACCUGUCCAGCCCUCCAUUUGUGGUUUUCCUGUUCCUGCCCAGGGCUGAGGCCAUCCCAGGCUUGCCAAGUAGUGUCCCCUCCGAGACUUCGCAGGCCACCAGGCGCUGUUGUGUGGCACACAGCCAGGGUUUGGGGAGGUUUUAGGGGGUCUGGAAAAACUCUUUGUGGACAGCUGUAGCCUUGAGUGUGACCUCCUGAACUGGAGCCAACUUCCUGAGCUUGCAGCCCGUGUGUGAGGUGUGAGUGUGCACAUGUGUCGUGUGUGUGGGUGCACGUGUGCAUGAAUGCAAAUACAUGUGUGAACAUGCACGUGUGCACAGUGCAUAAGGGAAUGUGCACAGCUGAGCACACACAUGUGCUUGUAUGUGUGCAUACACGUGAGUGGACAUGGCUGCAUGUGGUAUGUGUGGGUGCACAUGGGGGCAUGAAUGCGCGUGUCUGUGCAUGUAUGUACAUGUGUGGGGAGUGCAUGUGUGCAUACAUGGGUACCAUCCACACUGUGUGUUCCUCCUGGCUGCAAGGCCACGGUCACCGCCUCCGUCCUGUGUCGUCCUUGCCACACGGUCAUCUUCCCUGAGUGAGUCCAGCCCGGUCCUCUGUAAAUAAAUGUCCCAAACUCCCUGACCCCUUGCCAGGAGCUGCCACGGAUCCUCCUGGCCUCUCCCCCACUUGCUAGCGGAAGAGAAGCUGGGGUUCCAGGAGAGCAGAGCCAACCUCCCGGUGGCCUUUGGUGCCCUCUCCUGGCCCCCGUGACAACCGGUCUGUGGACACCGAGUGCUCAGCCCGCCUGGGCCCUGGGGAAGGCCAGGCUUCCUUAGCCGUUUGAAGGAGCUGGCAGCCUACAGGGACCAGGGGACCCUCCUUGCCAGAGAGCCAGUAGGUCUACCCCAGUGGUGCUCUGGCCCCUGAGGUCCAGGGAAGCCAGUGGGAAGGGGCGGCCAUCUGCCCGGUGCCCCGAAGGUGGACAGAAAGGGGCUGUGCACGCCAGCCAGCAGGAGGCCCUGGAAGUGGACGUGAAACACCCGCCACUGCAAGUAGCUUUGGGAAACUGGAGAGAGGCCUGGGCUGCUUUUGCUGGACAUGGGAGCUGGUCGUGGGAAGAGGUGCCAACCCAGAGGGCUGGAGAGGGGCCCCUGGGGCCCUAAUAAAUCCAGGUCCAUGGAUCCCCCCAAGAGCGGCAGCCCUCUCCCUGACUGGGCUGUGGCCGCGCCCACCUUGGCCCACGGUGCGCCUGGGCACCUCGUCCAACCUGUGCCCAUUUGUUAUUUCUUUUUCCAAUAAAAGGGUUUGCCCAGCCGGAGGCUCUGUGUUGCUUCCCCUGCCCCCUGGUGGUGGGGCCAGGUCUGUGCUCCGGGAUGGCCGGCAGGAAGGGUGAGCCCGAGGAGUGCUAGCCCUACCACAGGGCGCGAUGGACCCUGCUGCUUGGAACUUGAGUCUGACGGGGAGGUGGUCCCUCCAGGGCCUCUCAGCUGGAUUCCUUGGGGACAUCUGUGGCUUGGGUGGAGAGGCCAGGUCCCCCUGAAAUCCAGGCCCCAGGAAGCUGGCUAAUGGCUUAGAUCAAGCCUGUUGCUUGAACUCUGACCCUGGGUUGGGCACAAGGUCACUCAGUACUAAAACUAGGGAGCGGGUGGUGUUGGAACCUAGCAGAGCUGCGUUUUGGGUAUUAUUAAACCAGACAUCUAUGAGCACC
Oryctolagus cuniculus (rabbit) is the source of this 5096-nucleotide messenger RNA. NCBI's taxonomy places the organism in Eukaryota, Metazoa, Chordata, Mammalia, Lagomorpha, Leporidae. The record is from RefSeq and is a predicted model, not a curated record.